UAAAAUGUGGACUGUAACUAAGUACAUUUACUAACCCACCCCCACACAAUUUUGAAAUCCAAAGUAAUGCCCUUGACCUGAAUACUUCUUCCACUUCUGUUUUAUUCAGAUUUUUUCCGAAAAAUAACAUCACUGGUUAGAUUUAAAACCAGUAUUUAGACCUCCAGUCCAGCAGGUGGCUGUAAAUCCUAUAAAUCCAUUCACUGAGCAUGCGCGCGGACACUAACCCGGAAGUGUAGCUAGUAAACAACCACACAGACGCUUUCGGAGCGAACUUGUCCGGUUUUUAUCUUCAAACCGCCGCUAGAAACUGCCGCUAAGAUGUCUAAAAUCGAGUUGCUGCGGCUGCUCAUCACCCAGCGGCUGACCGCCGCCGCGGAGGAGAUCUUCGGGGUGUUCGGGAGAACGAUAGCCGAAUACGAGGAGGAGAUCUCCCGCUCCAAGCUGGAGAUCGACCGCCAGCGCCGGCUGCUGGAGCUCCGCAGGAAGCCGCAGGUCUCUCUCUCUCUGCGGGGGGACAGCUCGGCUCUGUGCGAGCCGCCAGACUGGAGCUCCGGUCUGGACCUGAACGAGUUAAAUCCUCCGGCCAUCAAAGAGGAGGAGGAGGAGGAGGAGGAGGAGGAGGAAGGGGAAGAUCUGUGGCGGGACGAGACGACGGGGCACAACGACGUCAAGUUCCUGUUGUUCCGCAGCGGCAGCGCCACAAACGAGCAGGACACCGAGCGCCUGGCGUCCUCGCUCUCCGACCCCGGCGGCCCGGAAGAUGACUCGGCGCUGGACUCCCUGCCGGGCCCCUCGCUCUACCCAUCGGCCCCGCAGACCGGGGACUCGGACCCGGACGAGGACCCCGCUGCCGACGCUUCAGGUAACGGCGGGCUGGACGGCCUCGACCCGGACGCCGGCGCGCUGUCCGAGGUGGUGGACUCGUACAUCUGCACCGUCUGCGGCCGAGCGUUCGGCCAGCGCGGCGCCUGGGCCAAACACGUGCAGGUGCACCGCAAGGCGGACGCCAAGGCCGACAAGUCGUACACGUGCGACAUCUGCGGGAAGAGGCUCACGCGCUUCGACGGCUACCAGAAACACCUGCGGAUUCACACGGGAGAGAAACCGUACUGCUGCGACGAGUGCGGCCGCAGGUUCAGCGACAACUCCAAUUACAAACGCCACAUUCGCACGCACGCCGUACAGAGAACGCCGCAGAGCUGAGGCUCUGGGGCGCGGACUGGAACAACGCAUUAUGUAAUAAAACAUCAAGAUGUAAUAACAACCUCGUUAUGUAACAACACCCGCAUUAUGGAACAACGCAUUAUGUAUGUAAUACUUUUACACUUCAUUAUGUAAUAUCAACCGCAUUUUGUAAUAACACCUCAUUAUGUAAUAUCCGCAUAAUGUAAUAACACCCUCAUUAUGUAAUAACACCCGCAUUAUGUAAUAACACUGACAUUAUGUAAUAACACCACAUUAUGUAAUAACACCCACAUUAUGUAAUAACACCCGCAUUAUGCUGUAACACCCGCAUAAUGUAAUAACACCCUCAUAAUGUAAUAACACCCUCAUAAUGUAAUAACACCCUCAUAAUGUAAUAACACCCUCAUAAUGUAAUAACACCCGCAUUAUGUAAUAACACCCGCAUUAUGUAAUAUUAACCUCAUUUUGUAAUAACACCCGCAUAAUGUAAUAACACCCGCAUAAUGUAAUAACACCCGCAUAAUGUAAUAACACCCUCAUUAUGUAAUAACACCCUCAUUAUGUAAUAACACCCUCAUUAUGCUGUAACACCCGCAUUAUGCUGUAACACCCGCAUAAUGUAAUAACACCCGCAUAAUGUAAUAACACCCGCAUAAUGUAAUAACACCCUCAUAAUGUAAUAACACCCGCAUAAUGUAAUAACACCGCAUUAUGUAAUAACACCCGCAUUAUGUAAUAUUAACCUCAUUAUGUAAUAACACCCGCAUAAUGUAAUAACACCCUCAUUAUGUAAUAACACAUUAUGUAAUAACACCCACAUUAUGUAAUAACACUCACAUUAUGUAAUAUCACCCACAUUAUGCAAUAACACAUUAUGUAAUAACACCCACAUUAUGUAAUAACACCCACAUUAUGUAAUAUUAUGUAAUAACACAUUAUGUAAUAACACCCACAUUAUGUAAUAUUACCCUCAUUAUGUAAUAACACCCACAUUAUGUAAUAACACUCACAUUAUGCAAUAACACCCACAUUAUGUAAUAACAUCCACAUUUUGUGAUACAUUAUUACAUAAUGCGUGUAAAGUAAAGAUAAGAUGAGCGAUUAAAGUAUUUUACGAGGAAAUAGGCUAUAUUUAUAAAUUUUAUUUUUUUUCUUCAAGUGCCUUUUAAAGCCAGUAGAGUAAAAUAAAUCCAUUUGGUUGGUUAUUACAUAAUGCAUCCACAUUAUUACAUUUUCGUAACGGAAAUGCAUUUUGGUGCGGACACAAUUAUUACACAUUUCGGUUUCUAUUUUCAAUGUUCGGCAGGUUAUUACAUAAUUAAGUGGAAAUGUUUAACAUGUUGACGUUUUAUUACAUAAUCGUUACAAGGACUCACAUUUACACCAACGUGAGACCCAGCGGGACGGACCGUCCAACCUUUGUCAAGGGGACGUUUUCGAGCCAUCCGGACGAUGUGGAUUAAUGUCAAGUUCCUCCUCCCUCCACCCUGGCUUGUUCACAUGAUGUUUCUUUUGGUUUUUUCUUUUUUUAAAUCGUAAAAACAUCACAAAACUACAAAUAUUUUUUCACCACUGUCAGGGAUAUUAAAGGUUAACUGAGCAUUAUCUGUUCAACAAAAUAUAGCUAUACUCACUUUGUUUUUAAAAUCUGUAUCACCUGUUUUUAUUUAAACCCGAAAACCCCCAAAAACAUUGCAAGACUUGUGUCUGAUGCGCUAGCCGUUCCAGGCUUUGUCCUCGGCAAUGGUACACGGCCGGUCCGAGUCCUCAGAUGUCCGCAGAGCGCCGAAAGUAUGUCGACAGGGUUCAAAAUAUGAACUUUUUCGUCAACCAGCCACUCAAUAGAUUCCCAUUGGUUUGUGGGUUGGUGAGUGAAGCAAAUCUACCAGCAGCCACUGGCAUAUUUUACCAGCAUUUGGCUGGUAAAUGGUGCUAAUUUUGAACCCUGCUUGUCGGUUAUCCCUUUUACUGGUUUUACUGUUAAGUUUAAAGCAACACCAAAGCACUUUUCCCCUUCGGUCCACAUGUGUCAAACUCGAGGCCCGCGGGCCAAAUCCAGCCCCUCGCACGUUCUGAUCCGGCCCGCAUAUCAAUUUAGGU
Perca fluviatilis (European perch) is the source of this 3288-nucleotide messenger RNA. Its product is annotated as zinc finger protein 771-like. Gene Ontology annotation, cellular component: nucleus. The coding region runs from base 322 to 1206 and encodes 294 amino acids. NCBI's taxonomy places the organism in Eukaryota, Metazoa, Chordata, Actinopteri, Perciformes, Percidae. The transcript is spliced from 3 exons. The record is from RefSeq and is a predicted model, not a curated record.